Messenger RNA from Bipolaris oryzae ATCC 44560, 528 nucleotides. RefSeq lists its product as uncharacterized. Lineage: Eukaryota; Fungi; Ascomycota; Dothideomycetes; Pleosporales; Pleosporaceae. The transcript has 5 exons. Bases 1 to 528 code for a protein of 175 amino acids. The record is from RefSeq and is a predicted model, not a curated record.
AUGUCGCGUCAUGAACACAACCUGCUGUCAGCAGCAGCGGGAGGGGCCGCAUGCGAUGAUUUUUCGGUGAUAAGUAGAUGGAAACGAAACAAAGACCUCAGAAUCAUCACCAAAGGCGGACAAGCUGCGCCACCCGGGCCCCCACAUUGCGAUAAAGACUCUAUCAUUCCGCUGACCACACCGGGGCUCCACAACCGUUGUUGCAUCGGCCGCUUGGCUGCUGACAGAGGCUUUCUUACCCGGCCAAGGAAUGGUCGGGGCAGGACGGGGCUGUCGGACCAUAGUGUGUUGACGCGGUCGAGAGCGUGUACCAAGAAACAUCUGGUCCACGGUAGUGACGGUGAUAAGAGACGGUAUGUGAUGGCAACGCGGCCGGUGGAAGAGGUUCUGGAAUCCGCAAGGUCGUUUUCUCCACUUUGGUUCGCGGCGACAAGACAACACGCACACGCCUUUUCCAAUCACAGCAUGCUGGUCCCACCCUGUGAUGAUCGUAAUUGCGCGGCCUUGCCAUGGUCGGAGAGCCGAUAA